Messenger RNA from Suillus subalutaceus, 1335 nucleotides. RefSeq lists its product as uncharacterized. Lineage: Eukaryota; Fungi; Basidiomycota; Agaricomycetes; Boletales; Suillaceae. The record is from RefSeq and is a predicted model, not a curated record. The coding region runs from base 68 to 1081 and encodes 337 amino acids. The transcript has 7 exons.
UAGUAGAACUAUGAUAUAUACAUGGAAUUGACUCUACCCCAAGCCAUUCCCGAGCGUCAUUCUUGCCAUGACUUUUACAAGUUCAAUCUCGCUGGAAACCGCAGCUCUAAUAUCGACGGUGCUGGAAGGCAUUUUAUACGGUUUUUCGGUCCUCAUGUUUAUUGGCACCAUGUGGUCAAUGUCCUACAAACGUUCCAUGCGAGAUGUCAAUCGCCCAGUCGCUGCCGCAGCCGUCCUGCUGUCGGUAUUGAGUACUGCACACAUAGUCUUAAGCAUUAUUCGGAUCGAAUACGGAUUUGUGACGUACCAAGGUGUGCCAGCGGCGUACUUUGCAGAUGUUUCUCAAGAAACGUACGUGAUCAAGAAUUCGAUAUACGUUCUGCAAACUCUGCUUGGUGAUGCGGUAGCGAUUUAUCGUUGUUACGUCGUCUGGCAAGCUGCCUGGGUCAUCAUUCUACCAAGCUUGCUGUGGUGCGGCGUCGCAGUCACUGGUGCUCUCUAUGUUUACGGCGAUUCCCAAACCAGCAGUACCGGAAUCAUUUCUACCACAGUGAAUGUGGAAUGCAUGGGAGUGUUCUGUGUCCUGACACUUCUAGCAAAUUUGUCGAGUUCGGGAUUACUCGCGUAUCGCAUCUGGAAAAUCGAGCGCAAUGUCUCUUCCUCUCGCACUUCAAAGGUCAUGACCACGAGUAUAAUACGCGUAGUAAUGGAUUCUGCUAGCUUGUACACCAUAGCGCUCCUCGCUACAGUAACUGGAGCCCUCUGCUCGAGCAAUGGGCCGUUUACUCUGAUAGACACGCUCACGCCGGUCAUCUCAAUUGCUUUCUACAUGGUAAUCAUUCGAAUCGCAAUCGGUCAAAACGCUCACAGUCAGGUCUUGACUGUCCGUGGGGGGAUAACCAGUGAAACGGAACGAGGGAGCUUUCCGCAAUAUUCUGUGAAACCUCUGCAGGUCAACACACCCCGCUCCACGCACACCGACAGUACCCGUGUGUACGGGACUUCAAGUUGGAACCAGAGCCGACCACCGACAGGCAAGGAGUAUUUGGAUGAGACAUCUUGCGAUCUAUUGUCAGGCUAAACUCGAUUGCUAUUUUCACGGAAAUUAUUUUGAUAGUAUCAGACGAUAACCUUCAGUCGGUCCGAGGCGCGCAAUAGCGAAGGAGAAUCACUGACUGGUUGAUAUAUGACUUUACGUGCUUCGCUUUCAAUUACUAUAUGAUAUUAUGACCUUCAACUUCAUGAACAAUGGUAGCAAUCGUAGUGCUAGUGAUAUAUAUUACUUAAUGAUUGCCGUCGGUAGUAAAUUUAAGGAAGUAAAACAGGUAAAGAUCC